AUGUCCAGGGAAUUCACUAUCAAGGUUCCGGCAUCCUCUGCAAACAUCGGUCCCGGUUUUGACGUACUAGGUAUUGGUCUAAACUUAUAUCUUACUCUUUCUGUGCAAAUCAAUGAAAAGUCUCCAUCAGAGAAAUCACAAAAGGAUCCUUACAAUGUAGACUUAUCAUAUCUAGGCAGCGGCAAUGAAGGUGUCCCCUUACAAUCUGAUCUUAAUCUGAUCACCAAAACUGCCCUCUAUGUUCUUCAUGCUAAUGGAGUGAAAAAUUUCCCACUUGGUACUGUAAUCGUUGUCAACAAUCCUAUUCCCUUGGGACGGGGCUUGGGAUCCUCUGGUUCUGCAAUUGUUGCCGGUGUGCUUCUGGCAAACGAAAUCGGUGGAUUUGGCUUUGAUAAGAACAGAUGCUUGGAUUAUUGUCUAAUGAUUGAACGUCAUCCUGAUAACAUCACAGCCACAAUGAUGGGUGGAUUUGUAGGCUCAUUUCUUCGUAGUCUAUCCGAUGAGGAAAACAAGGUGGUCCAUCAAGAUUUGAAUAAGAUUCUACCAUCUCCAGAAACUCCUAAGGAUUUUGUUCCUUCAGAUGCUCCAUUAAAUCUAGGAACCCAUGUGAAAUAUCCCUGGAACCCAAUGAUCAAAUGUAUUGCAGUGAUUCCUCAAUUUGAAGUUAAAACUGAAGACAGUAGAAGGGUUUUACCUGAUAGUUAUGAGAAAAAGGAUGUGGUGUUCAAUUUGCAGAGGCUGGCUGUCUUAACAUCUGCUGUAGGAGAUAUAAAACCCAAUGCAGUUACCAUCUUCAAUUCAAUGCAGGAUUCUCUACAUCAGCCUUACAGAAAGGCUUUGAUCCCAGGAUUGACCGAAGUUCUAUCCAAGUUUACUCCUCAAUCGCAUGAUGGAUUUAUGGGUAUAUGUUUGAGCGGUGCAGGCCCAACCAUUUUAUGCUUAGCAACUAAGAAUUUCGACCAAAUUGCCAAUGAUAUAAUAGAAGAAUUUAAAAACCAUGAUGUUAAUUGCGUUUGGAAGUUGCUCGACGUUGCCGAUGAAGGUGCCGUGGUGGAGCAAUCUAGCAAACUGUAA
Pichia kudriavzevii is the source of this 1074-nucleotide messenger RNA. RefSeq lists its product as uncharacterized. Lineage: Eukaryota; Fungi; Ascomycota; Pichiomycetes; Pichiales; Pichiaceae. The record is from RefSeq and is a predicted model, not a curated record. The transcript has a single exon. Gene Ontology annotation, molecular function: homoserine kinase activity; ATP binding. The coding region runs from base 1 to 1074 and encodes 357 amino acids. Gene Ontology annotation, biological process: L-threonine metabolic process.